Macrobrachium nipponense is the source of this 741-nucleotide messenger RNA. RefSeq names its product WASH complex subunit 3-like. The transcript is spliced from 4 exons. Bases 1 to 741 code for a protein of 246 amino acids. NCBI's taxonomy places the organism in Eukaryota, Metazoa, Arthropoda, Malacostraca, Decapoda, Palaemonidae. The record is from RefSeq and is a predicted model, not a curated record.
AUGUUCGUCUCCCAACCCCCGGGAGAACGGCGCUUGACAGUGUCGCCUGGGGGGCUCCUGGGGGCCUCAGGAGAGUUGGAGGAAAAAGACCCAGAGCUACUUGGAGAUGGGAGCUAUAAGAAGGGAGCUCUCACUCAUUAUCACGAUCAACCCACCCCCACACACCACCUAACACUCACUCACACCCCACACCACACACCACACACUCCCCACACCCUCACACACCACCCGCACCACAACCCACACACCACCCACAUCAAACACACGACACACACACACCCACCCACAUCAAACCCCACCCACACCCCACGCACUAAACCCGCACCCAACACCACCCACAUAUCACCCCACCCAUACCACACAAUUAACCCCACACCACCCACACCUCCGACCACCACUGCACUCCACACGCCAUCCCACCCACUCACCUUCACCACCCCAUCCACACCUAAACCCUCACACCUCCACACACCACACCCAACAUCGUCCCAUACUCUAACGCAAAAUGAAGUGAGUGGCUCUCAGGACGUUGAGAAAGCUAUUGGGAUUUCAAGUCAUUUGGUGGGCUUCUUUCAUGUGAAUAGAGUUCUUCAUCUCAAUAAUAAUAAUAAUAAUAAUAAUAAUAAUAAUAAUGAUGAUGAUGAUGAUGAUGAUUAUGAUGAUGAUGAUGAUGAUGAUGAUGAUGAUGAUGAUUAUGAUGAUGAUGAUGAUGAUGAUGAUGAUGAUGAUGAUUUAAAAUAA